UUGGGCACAAAAUUUAAUAGUGCAUCUCACAAUAUUAUUAGCAAUCUUUGUCUUAAGCUAGGAUUUGAAAAAAUCCAAAAACUAGACGUGUUUUACAACCAGUCAAUUUUUAAGAUUUUUGGGACCAAGGUUGAUGCUAAACUUGGAGUGACCAAAGCAGACAAACUCAUACCGUUUUUGAAGGCUGUCGUCGGAAGAAAAUUCUGCCUGAAAGGAGACCGUCUUUUCUUUGAAACGGGGUUAAAAUUGGGCAAAAUCUUUGGACAGACAAGCCUGGUUGAAAAGUUUUUCCUUGGAGAUACACUGAGGGGAUAUAAAAAAGAAAGCAUAGGGCCAGUGAAUCAAAACAAAAAGAUAGGUGGAAACAGCUUUAUUGAAAUACGAAACAAGAUCGGAUUUUACAUUAACAAGUUUGAGGUAUUUGCAUUUAGCGACGUUGGUAUUAACUCGGUGAAGGGGCUUGGGGAAUGCUAUAGCAUUUUGAUGAACUUUGGAGAUAAUAAUUGUAUUGGAAAAUCCGUUGGAGUAGGAGUGUCCAUGAAAACCAGGAAGGGACCAUCGUUUAUCUUUGCAGUACCAUUGACUACUAGCCUGGACUGCGAAAAAUACGUUAUUGGGGUUGAUUUUGAAUUUUAA
Molecule: messenger RNA, 636 nt
Organism: Vittaforma corneae ATCC 50505
Lineage: Eukaryota; Fungi; Microsporidia; Nosematidae
Exons: 1
Cellular component (GO): outer membrane
Source: RefSeq, a predicted model, not a curated record